AUGAGUGAAGAAGGCCCCCAAGUGAAAAUAAGAGAAGCCAGUAAAGAUAACGUGGAUUUCAUCUUGACCAGCGUGGAUUUGGCCAUGGCCAAUUCUCUACGUAGAAUCAUGAUAGCGGAGAUCCCUACCCUGGCCAUCGACUCCGUCGAAGUGGAAACAAACACUACUGUCCUGGCCGAUGAAUUUAUUGCACACAGACUAGGUUUAAUACCUCUACAAAGUAUGGAUAUCGAACAACUAGAGUACAGUCGUGAUUGUUUUUGUGAAGACCACUGUGACAAGUGUUCCGUGGUGUUGACAUUGCAAGCCUUUGGAGAAAGCGAAAGCACUACAAACGUGUACGCCAAGGACUUAGUCAUCGUGUCGAACCUUCUGGGACGCAAUAUCGGUCACCCUGUCAUACAAGAUAAAGAAGGUAACGGUGUGCUUAUUUGCAAGCUGAGAAAGGGCCAAGAGCUGAAACUAACUUGUGUUGCCAAAAAGGGUAUAGCCAAGGAACAUGCCAAGUGGGGUCCGGCAGCGGCCAUAGAAUUCGAAUACGAUCCUUGGAAUAAACUCAAACAUACCGAUUAUUGGUACGAACAGGAUUCUGCCAAAGAAUGGCCCCAGUCCAAAAACUGUGAAUACGAAGAUCCUCCAAACGAAGGCGACGCCUUUGAUUAUAAAGCCGAGGCAGACACAUUUUACAUGAACGUGGAGUCCGUAGGGUCCAUUACAGUCGACCAAGUUGUUGUCAGAGGUAUCGAUACGUUACAGAAAAAGGUCGCUUCGAUAUUGUUGGCUCUGACACAGAUGGAUCAAGAUAAAGUCAAUUUCGCAUCGGGCGAUAACAACGCCGCCUCAAACAUGCUGGGAACCAACGAAGACGUGAUGAUGUCGGGUGCUGAGCAAGAUCCAUAUUCCAACGCAUCUCAAAUGGGUAAUACUGGAUCAUCAGGCGGGUAUGACAAUGCUUGGUGA
This is a messenger RNA of Saccharomyces eubayanus, 960 nucleotides long. RefSeq names its product DNA-directed RNA polymerase II core subunit RPB3 (gene RPB3). The coding region runs from base 1 to 960 and encodes 319 amino acids. Gene Ontology annotation, cellular component: RNA polymerase II, core complex. The record is from RefSeq and is a predicted model, not a curated record. Gene Ontology annotation, biological process: DNA-templated transcription. Gene Ontology annotation, molecular function: DNA binding; DNA-directed RNA polymerase activity; protein dimerization activity. Lineage: Eukaryota; Fungi; Ascomycota; Saccharomycetes; Saccharomycetales; Saccharomycetaceae. The transcript has a single exon.